This is a messenger RNA of Chanos chanos (milkfish), 2431 nucleotides long. It is a transcript of the gene fbxw2, whose product is annotated as F-box and WD repeat domain containing 2. The coding region runs from base 388 to 1752 and encodes 454 amino acids. Lineage: Eukaryota; Metazoa; Chordata; Actinopteri; Gonorynchiformes; Chanidae. The transcript is spliced from 7 exons. The record is from RefSeq and is a predicted model, not a curated record. Gene Ontology annotation, molecular function: protein binding.
UCCAAAGAUGUAUGUUUAGUCAACAUACGAUAUUACAUUUAGUGACAAAGCAGUCUAAGCUAUGUGGUUUAUGAGGCGAUGUGUUUCCAUCCCAAAACAGAAAAGCGUCUCUCUUAUAGAUUUAUCAGCUAUGUUUAACGUUAGCUAAUUAGCUGAUUGUGGCUAGCUAGCCGAUUUUUUUCUUGCUAGCUAGCUUGCAUUAGUUGCUCUGAAGGUUAGCGCUCAUUCAAAUUCGGCAUAGUUGCCAAAUAGUAUAUUGUUUUGGAAUAUAUUCAUGCCGGAAUUUGCUUGCUCCAGUUAGCUUGCUUGUUCGUUAGGCUAACUGGCUAGCAUAUUUGCUAGCAUCGCCCAGGUUCUUCUGGAAAUGGUAGACGCCCUCAUGUACCCAUGGACAAGGCUGCCUUUGAGGGGUGGCUGGAGUCGGUCUCCGCCUCCUUCCUCACAUUGAACGACCAGCAGAGGAACCAGUCUCUGGACCGCCUCAUCUCUCUGAGUGGCGCCGUCCAGCUGCGACACCUGUCCAAUGGACUGGAGACUCUACUGAAACGGGACUUCCUGCGGCUGCUGCCUCUAGAGCUGGCCUUCUACCUGCUGCGCUGGCUCGACCCCCAGACGCUGCUCACCUGCUGCCUGGUGUGUAAGCAGUGGAACAAGGUGAUCAGCGCCUGCACGGAGGUGUGGCAGGGCGUGUGCCGUGACCUGGGCUGGAAGAUCGACGAGUCCAUUCAGGACGCCACCCACUGGAAGAGCGUCUACCUGAAGGCCAAGCUGCGUAUGAAACAGCUGAAGGAUGCCGAGGCUUUUGAGACUAGCUCUCUGAUUGGACACAGCUCACGGGUUUACGCCCUCUACUAUAAGGACGGCCUCCUCUGCACAGGUUCUGAUGACCUGUCUGCCAAACUGUGGGAUGUUCGCACAGGCCAGUGCAUCUACGGCAUCCAGACACACACCUGUGCCACAGUCAAAUUCGAUGAACAGAAACUAGUCACGGGGUCCUUCGACAACACCAUUGCAUGCUGGGAGUGGAGCACAGGCGCGCGGAUCCAGCAUUUUCGUGGGCACACAGGUGCAGUGUUCAGUGUGGAUUAUAACGAUGAUCUGGACACUCUGGUGAGUGGUUCGGCUGACUUCACGGUCAAAGUCUGGUCUCUCUCCACCGGUGCUUGCCUCAACACGCUGACUGGACACACCGAGUGGGUUACCAAGGUCCUCCUUCAGAAGAGCCAAGUGGAGUCGAUGAUGCACAGUCCUGGAGAUUAUAUUUUACUGAGUGCUGACAAGUAUGAAAUCAAGGUGUGGCCGAUUGGCCGGGAGAUAAACUGUAAGAGCCUUAAGACUCUGUGUGUGUCGGAGAAUCGCAGUGUGUGUCUGCAGCCCCGCUUGCAGUUUGACGGACGCCACAUCGUCUGCAGCUCAGACCUGGGGAUCUACCUGUGGGACUUCGCCAGCUUUGAGAUCAUCAGAGUCAUCAAAACCCAGGACCCAGCCAGCCUGUCCCUGCUGAGUUUAGGCGAGAUUUUCGCUCUCCUCUUCGAUCAGAACUACCUAUAUGUGAUGGACCUGAGGACUGAGAGAAUCCUGGGCUCCUGGCCUCUGCCGGCGUACAGGAAAUCCAAACGCGGCUCCAGCUUCCUCGCCGGAGUCACGUCCUGGCUCAACGGACUGGACGGUGAAAACGACUCGGGUCUGGUGUUUGCCACCAGCAUGCCUGACCACAGCAUUCACCUGGUCAUGUGGAAGGAGUACGGUUAGACGCCGCGCUCUCGCCCCUGCCCAGGAACGUGGUCGCUCUCUCUGUCUCUGAAAACUCACCAAGCCAACCAAGUUAGAUAUUGCAUGGACCAAAGUUGUUUUUCGCUUUUUCUUUUUUCGUUUUUUGCUUUUAGGCUGAAAGCAGCCCUUGCUCUAACACUGACUUCACCGUGACUCAUUCUGCUUUUAGAAAAGCGUGGUCGGGUAUCAGCACCACUGAACAGAACCCGGCCAUGGACCACAGACCACUAGUGCUGUAGAAAGUCAUGAGGCGUAACUGGGCUCGACGUGACAUGGGUCCAGUAACUGUGAUUUACAGUUCGGUUCAACCCACUGUCUGAGAGAACCAACCUGAGGUUCGGUUCAACCCACUGUCUGAGAGAACCAACCUGAGGUUAAGCUCAGGCUGUCUCUGAGGAAGACCAUCCAUCUCUCUCCCACAGGCAAAAGGGGAAAGUAGUUCAUCUGCCGUUAUUAUGGUUUCAUUCAUCAGAUGUUGAGUUUAGUUUGACUGACAGGUGAGGAGUUGUCUUUCAGUGACAGGGAGAUGUUGCCUUAAAGCCCAGAGAUCUCUUAGAGAUAUCACAUUCACUCAUAUCUCUCCUCCCCAACCCUGGUCCCCUCACAUCCAUGGCUACUGAAUGCUCUGUGUGUGUGUGUGUGUGUGUGUGUGUGUGUG